Lasiosphaeria miniovina is the source of this 1245-nucleotide messenger RNA. RefSeq lists its product as uncharacterized. The record is from RefSeq and is a predicted model, not a curated record. Lineage: Eukaryota; Fungi; Ascomycota; Sordariomycetes; Sordariales; Lasiosphaeriaceae. Bases 1 to 1245 code for a protein of 414 amino acids. The transcript has a single exon.
AUGGCCGACGACAUAACGUGGAAUGGUGCCGGGCUCGCCGGCGGAGCGCCCCUCUGGAUCAUCGUGGGCGUUAUUGUCCUGAUCGCCGGAAUGGUAGGCGGUUUUAUGGUGUUCAAAGAGUUCAAGUGGGCAAAGGCGACAAUGCCCAUCAACGAGCACCCCCGGUGGUGGCAUACGUGGAGCGCCCGAAAAUGGCAGCGCCGGAAUCAGCCAAGAGACAUCGAGGCUAACAAUACUACCGCUGAAACCAUCUCGACCAGGAUAAACGAGAUCCUGGGGCCGCCGCCGCCGCAGCCACGGCCGCCCGCAGCCACAUACUCGUCGACAAACCGCCAGCCAACAGCUCAAGACUACCGUGAUGCCGAUGACCAGGAAUGGCAACAGCGUCGCCUACAGCGACGACAGCAGCGACAACAGCAGGAACAGGAAGACCAGCAGCGAAAACUGCGGCAGCAGCAGGAACUGGAUCAUCAACAGAGAGUGCAGCGAAAGCAGCAAGAACAGGAGCAGAAACAGCGACAGCAGCGAAAGCAGCAGGAACAGGAACGGCAACAGCGACAGCAGCAGCCGCCGCCGUCACCGCAACAGCAGCAGCAACAGAGGCAGCCAGCCACAUACUCGUCGUCAUACCGCCCGCCCACAUACCGCCCGCCAACAGUCGAAGAGUGCUACGAUGCCGAUGACCAGCCGCCGGCCUCAAAGGAGACUGACAAUGUCAGCGUAACCCCGUCGAGCAGAUCAAACCGGGACAAGGCAGACAGCGGUCGAGAGCGUACACGCGAUGACAAGCGUGACCGCCCAUCUGAGAGAAGCAGAAGCAGAAGCAGCAGGCACAGCGGCAGGCACAGGGACAGACACAACGACAGGCACGGCGACAGGCACGGCGAUAGACACGGCGAUAGACACCGGGACAGGCACGGUGACAAGCAUCGGGGCAAGCACGAUGAAAAACGCAGGGAGAAGAAGGACGACGAGAAGCGCAGCAAGGACGACAAAGAGCGCGACAGGGAGAGAGAGAAGCGCCGAGAGAAGCGCAGGGAGGAGGACAAGGACAGCCAUCGCUCCGGAUCCAAGCACGGCGACAAGCGCAGCGAAAAGGACAAAAACAGCGACGGGCGCAAGGACAAGGGCAAGGAUGAAGACAGCGACAAGCGCAGCGACAAGCGCAGCGACAAGCACCGCUCCGGUUCCAAGCACUCGGUCCAUAAGCAGAGGUUGAGUCUCUUGGACCUCUUCGACAUCUGA